CGCUACAUAGAGCUUUUGUAUUUCAGACGACGCUUCCCGUAGAAAAAAAAAUAUAAAAAAACUUAACAAAAAUCUUAUUUUCUGCCACCACAUAUAUCACAUUUACCACAUACAACAAACAGCAUGACACCCUCCCUCGAAACUCUCCCCAUAGAGUUGGUAGGCCACAUCGUGGCGCUCAUCUCCCUCCGGAACAUCACCUCCCUUCACCUCACGAGCCACACAAUGGAGAGCAAGGUGUCCCAGCAACAACAACAACAUCUAGCCCAGUACUUCACCUAUAAAGAUAUCGAGCUGACUUCGGAGCCCCUGGAGAACAUGAUGCAUAUUACUAGUCAAGGCCAUCUGGGCUGUCUACUGCAACACUGCACGAUUACCGGCGUUGCGGGAAACGACGACGACGACGACGACGAGCACAUACGUCGUAGUCUAACCACGGCUUUCAGCAACCUGAAGCAGCGUUCGCCCACAGGUAGCCUAGCCUCUCUGUGUCUGCGUGUGAGUGUGCGCGACCACAACAACAGUAACGACAGCGACAGCGGCAGCGCUUCCGAAUCAUCAGAGUCAGAGCCAGAACGAAGUAACCCUUCACUACAAAGUAUCUGGGCCACGGCUCUGCGCACCUUCACCAUCACCAUGGCCGCACUCCACGCGGCGCAACUGCCCGUGGCCUCACACCUAGACAUUUACAGCGGAGGCUUGCGGUGCAGUCUUGUGUACGACGCUCUGUUACCGCUCCCCCGGCAGUUUACAUCGUCAACGUCUGUAUUCAGCUCGCUGAAAGAGCUGAAGGUGAGCCUCUCGUCGCCUUUCGUGGACUCCAAAGAGACCACACCCGGACACUCCCGCCCGACCGCGCACGGCAAACUAGCGCUGCGAGCUCUCCUAGACAUGUCAGCCAUCAUGCCGCAGCUGGAGUGCCUAGACGUGCACUGGUACAACACCAUCGUCGAUUCCCACACCUCUGCCUCUACCUCUGAUGUUACGCCGCCGCCACCACCAAACCCCGCAGUCGAGCUCAGCCCGUCUCAUUUCACAAGCCUCAAAGCCUGCACAUUCCGCGGUAUCUACAUCUCCUCGGACGACCUUUUCAUCCUCCUCAAAGCCUUACACCUCACUUCACUAAUCCUAACGGACAUCCGCCUAACAUUGGGCACCUACGCGUCCAUCUUCGACUACCUGGCCCUCCCAGACACGACCAUCACGGACUACCACCUCGACGACCUCCGUCAGGGACACGCGCUGGUGCAUUUUGACGUGCCGGGGACAGCGAAAUUCCCAUAUCGUGGGGCCACGAUGGGACCGAGUACGCUCACGAGGCAGGAAAGUGAAGCAAAGGAGACAAUAGCCUAUCGUAUGACUCAUGAACGGCCCCUGGGGUCUGGGGAACUGUGGCGUUGAUGGAGGAGGAAGAUUCGUGAAUUUGGCCCGGAGAACGAAGGUUAUUAUUUAUAGGCGUAACUCGCUCCCCUAGGUACCCAGAUUACGAAAUCUCUUCACUUUCUCACCAUCUCAACCACGAUUUACGAAACAACAAGCUAUCGUUUAAAGAAGUCACCCGCGCGGCCACACAGGUCAUCAAUCCUCGCACCAGCUCAGCCUCUCAUGGGGCCGACGACG
Messenger RNA from Hypoxylon fragiforme, 1620 nucleotides. RefSeq lists its product as uncharacterized. The transcript has a single exon. The coding region runs from base 124 to 1401 and encodes 425 amino acids. NCBI's taxonomy places the organism in Eukaryota, Fungi, Ascomycota, Sordariomycetes, Xylariales, Hypoxylaceae. The record is from RefSeq and is a predicted model, not a curated record.